Nannizzia gypsea CBS 118893 is the source of this 1125-nucleotide messenger RNA. RefSeq lists its product as hypothetical. Lineage: Eukaryota; Fungi; Ascomycota; Eurotiomycetes; Onygenales; Arthrodermataceae. Gene Ontology annotation, biological process: DNA damage response. The record is from RefSeq and is a predicted model, not a curated record. Gene Ontology annotation, molecular function: single-stranded DNA binding. The transcript is spliced from 3 exons. Bases 1 to 1125 code for a protein of 374 amino acids.
AUGUGUGGGCGUUAUGCUAUGGGAAUUCGUCUAGCGUUCAUUCGACAUCAACUACAACAGAGAGGCCAGCAGAUUGACGAAGUAGCAGACGACGAUGAAGUGAGGGAGACGUAUAAUUUUGCACCUGGAAACUACGGUGCUGUUCUCAGAGCGGACACCCCUGACCAUGGUGGCGUGAGCCAUGAAGCUCCUGACGGCGAAGUCCCCGAAGACCAAGAGGGUACCGAGCAAACUGAGGGAAAGGAGAAGGGUACCAAGUACAAGAUCCAGGCUAUGAAAUGGGGACUUAUACCCUUUUGGACCAAACGGUCUCCAGACUAUGGCUCAAUGAUGAAGACUAUCAAUUGCCGAGACGACUCGUUACUAGAAGAUCGAGGCAUGUGGACUUCAAUGAAGAGGAAAAAGCGGUGCAUUGUGAUAUGUCAGGGGUUUUACGAGUGGCUUAAGACCGGGCCUGGAGGCAAAACUAGGCUCCCCUACUUUACCCGUCGAAAGGAUGGCGACCUGAUGUGUUUCGCUGAUUCGGAUGAGAAGCUGUAUACUUACACGGUUAUCACCACCUCAUCCAACUCACAGCUGAAAUUUCUCCAUGAUCGUAUGCCGGUCAUUCUUGAUCCGGGCAGUAAGGCAAUGGCAGCAUGGUUAGACCCACAUACUACUACAUGGACUAAGGAGCUUCAAUCAUUCCUAAAACCCUAUGAAGGCGAACUGGAGACAUACCCUGUCAGCAAAGAUGUAGGGAAAGUUGGCAAUAACUCCCCGAGCUUCAUUAUACCCAUUAAUAGCAAGGAAAAUAAGUCAAACAUCGCCAAUUUCUUCCAGGGAAAGGGGCAGAAGAAGGGAAAGGCAGACGCACCGGAAACCAAACCUGAGAAAGCGGAAGCAGAUUCUACCACCCUGAAACGAGAACAUUCUCCGGAAGGUAAGCUGGAGCAAGCGUCAGAUGCCAACAAGAAGAUUAAGAUUGAGAGCCCUCGGAAUGAAUCUGCUGAAAAUGUGGAAGCUCUAAAAGAACGCAGUCCUAUGAAAAAGAUGCGAAGCGCAACAAGCAAUGACACGAAGCCCAAACGCAGCGCUAAACCAAGUGGUGGAAAUCAACGAAUUACCAAUUUCUUCAAGAAAUGA